AUGGCGUCUGAGUCGGCAUUCUCCGAGUGGAAGUUAUCCGGCUUGAAUCCGCGCCCAUCCGGAUUGAACGGAUUGGCGACCCAUCAGGCCGGAUCGGAUUCUAUCCGGAUAGAAUCCGAAUCCGCGGCAACACUAGUCUCACCGGAGCUGACGUUCGAGCAGUUUGUGGCAGCAUACCGGGCAAGUGGCUAUCUUAGCAUGUCGACGACACUGCGCGACAGGGACCUCGCCGUGUAUCGUUGGGGGCAGUCCUUGCGCCUGAUGUGGGCUUGGGAGGGUGAGAUAGUCGGCCGGAAUCGGUGGCAGGAACUGCAGGAUCGGGGUGGAGACGUGCACCGCGACUGGCUCGUUAUCCCUCCUAACUCCACUACUAUGACUCGCAGCCUGUACGAUGAGGAUGAGGACUUCGAUCCGCCAGACCUGGAAGAUGAAGACGUUGAAGAGGCUACGAAUGGGUAGGGAACUUGACUGGCUGGCCAAUGUAUGGAAAAUACAGAUACUUGUGCCGUAACUACGUGAUUACUUGACUUGUGCUCAUUUGACCUGUCAGAAGGUUUUAUCAAUCCUUGCUUUAUGCUAAAGCAGACGCGU
Phanerochaete carnosa HHB-10118-sp is the source of this 591-nucleotide messenger RNA. RefSeq lists its product as uncharacterized. Bases 1 to 459 code for a protein of 152 amino acids. The record is from RefSeq and is a predicted model, not a curated record. NCBI's taxonomy places the organism in Eukaryota, Fungi, Basidiomycota, Agaricomycetes, Polyporales, Phanerochaetaceae. The transcript has a single exon.